GAUUGACUGCUACAGUAUCAAGCUAGAUCUCAGUAGAAAUGAAAGCCGCUGCGAUGUCCGUGUGGAUUUUCAUCAACCUUCUAUGUUUUGGUAUGUGUGGUUAUUUGUAUUUGAUAUGGUCACAAUACUGGAUGAGUAUAGAAAAACAGAGACUGUUCAGUAAAUUUCAAGACCCUCCAAAGACCAUCGCCGGUAUAAGUAUUCAAGAGACGAAAAACGUUCGUUCACUUAUAAACAUUACGGUGUUAAAAUUUGAUAGUGUGCGGAAAAGUAGGAGAUCAGUGGUCGCUUUUAAAACUGGUCAACUGAUGUCGAAUAACAAAUCCUCAUCGCACGACCGACCGUCCAAUAACAUAGUUGUCAAAAGCCAUGGCGUUCCGAGAUUUCCAAAUAUCCACAAACCGAUAUUAGAAUUCGACAGCGAGAAAUACGUCUGCAGUGAUUACACCACACAGGAAUGUAAAUUAAAAUCGAAGGAAUUCAAAGAAUUGCUUAUGAAAGAAUUUCACCGUGUUUUGAUGAGUGAAAGCAAAGUUUUUACGUCUGGACUGGAUUCACAAAACUCUUACGAUGUCAAAUAUGAUAGAGGAGCCCCUAAGCAUGAAACUAGAGAAGACGUAUUGUGUGUUCUUAAAAAGGUGUUUGUACGAACUAUAAAAGCGCAGGAUGAGCCUUUUGCAAGUUUAGGAUACCGCAUUCCAAAGAGACCAUUGCAAGAAGGUCGUAUGUUUAACAGUUGCGCCGUUGUAACUAGCGCUGGUGCCUUACUUGGAUCUCGUCUGGGAGAAUUCAUUGAUACACAUGAUAUGGUGCUGAGAUUUAACAACGCUCCGGUUGAAAACUACACUGAUGAUGUUGGCUCUAAAACAACUUUUCGUAUUCUAAAUUCACAGGUAGCUACUAAGCCUGAGUUUAAUUUUUUAGAGGAUCCUCUGUACAAAAAUGUGUCAAUACUAAUUUGGGAUCCGGCAAAUUAUUCGUCCACUUUGCAAGAAUGGUAUCUUCGCCCCGAUUUUCCAGUAUUUUCCGUUUACAAAAGAUUACUGGAGCGUCGUGGUACAUCAGAUGUUCAUCUCCUUAAUCCACACGUUCUGUGGGAUUUGUGGGAAGUGCUUCAAGAUUCGUCAACUUACCGACUAAGGAGAAAUCCUCCGUCUUCUGGAUUCAUUGGGCUAUGGUUCGCGUUACACCGAUGCAAGCGAGUUCGUGUGUUUGAAUACGUGCCCUCGGUGCGAGCGACGCGAAGGUGUCAUUACCAUGCAGCGGGCGACGACGUGGGCUGCACUCUCGGAGCAUGGCACCCCCUAGCACAGGAGAAGGCGCUCGCACACCGCAUGAGUGACAACUCCGACCUAGAUGUAUUCCAGCGAGGCUUUAUUGAUGUAGCCGGUCUGAGAACAUUACAUUGUUAGAUUAUGUGGAUAUCCUCAGGGCACGCAAGCGGAAGGACUUGCCAUGGGUGAAAAUAAGUGACAACCAUUGAGUUAUAUGUAGUAGGUACGUAUUAGAGAAUCUGGAGAAGCAACAUAAACAUGAAGAUUUUGCUGCAACGCUAAAACAUUAGUUAAGUCUACUUACUUAUAGGUAUUCGUAUUCUAUCAAAAUAUUUUGCAGCACUGCAUCGCAUAUAGAAUAUUGUUUUCUUGCGAGCAAAAUCUCGUAAACGCCAUGAAAUACGUAACGCUUACGCGUUUCGAUCAACAUGGUGAGCUAGCAAGACAGUAGCAACUAUGAAUUGCGGCGAUAUCGCUGCAGUUGAACGGAACGCAGUAGUGAUGAGUGGUGUCUUCUUUAGUACAUAAUAUAACUCAAUGGUGACAACUGAUGAAGACUACUUGUAUAACAGGCUUAGAAUAAUAAUAGAAUCUAAAGUACCUAUAAAGUUGUGUAGACUGUUGAGACGUAAUGUUGGACUACUUUAUGUGAUCCAAUAUUUUAGGUUGUUGGUAAUUUUGGAGGUUGUUUUGACUUGAGUACAUACUCAAAGAAUGAUUUCAAUUAUUUUACAAAGGAAUUGAUUUUCAUAUAUUAAUAUAUUAAGGCUUAUACAAUUUACGCGUUAUGGAUGUCAAUAAUUUUAACCAUACAGGGUGCUGGGGAGUAUUGCCCAUAACUUCAAGAUGUUGACGAGUUCACUUAUAAGAGCACUGCAUAACUAUUUUUUUUAAACUAAUAAAUUAAAACUUUUUAUGUUCUCAUACAAAGUAAUUCAAAUAAUUCCGACUAUCCACGCCUGUAACAAACGCCUUUAUGUACUGUUGCAUUUUAUAAUUUUAAAGUUUGGCUACUCAUAAUUAUAAGGAUGUGGGACACAUUCUAAGAUUUAUUUACAAAAGAAAUAUUAUUUACUCCGAAAAUAUUAAUUAUAGAACACAUGUUCUUUGAACAUUUUUAAUUAAUUUUCGGUAAAGAAUAUAACCCUAGAGUUAUGGGAAAAACUCCCCAGCAUCCUGUAUGAUGCUUUAGGUUAUAUUAUACAUAUCUGCUGUUUGGACUUAAUAUUUAGCUGUGAAUAGCCGUCCUCAUAUUUCAGUCUAACAAUACAAUUUUGCUUGUCCAGCAAAUUGCAGGCUUACGCUGUAAGAUUUAGUACCUGCUAACAUUAUUGCAACCUUUUAUCUCAGACAAAUAUGCUGAACUUAGAUUUGCAAUAUUAUCUGCACAGUUUGUUCUGAAGAGUUGAACUGUUCAGUAAAAUUGUCCGUGUGUAGUGUCUGUCAGUUUUGACUGUGCAGUUUUUUCUAAUGUUUUUUAUUGAAUUUGUGAUUAGAAAAAACUGUACAGUUAUAACUGCGCAGUCAAAACUGAAGGUCUAAAGCACCUUACUAAGAUCAAAAUAAUGAUCUUAUAAAUCACCACAAAAAAGCAGCUUCCAAUAAAUUCUUAGAAUACGCUUAUACAACAAAUCCUAUAGUAUAGAAAAGAAAUGUUAAUGCGAUAUAGUAGAUAAGAAAUGUAGAAAGCUUUGUAAAAACUAAUAGAUUUUCUAAAAUUAGAUUAUUUAUGGGGUAAUUUAGAGUAAAUAUUAUUUUAUAAUAAGCUAAACUGUUAUAUAUUUAUAAUAUUAUCUUUAUUAUUCGAUAAUAUGAGUCAAUAAAAUACAGUUGUGUUGUGUACGAGUUGUGAAGCCGUAGAUUUCAGUAUGUCCAUUUACUUGUAGUAGACUUCAACGAUCGACCAAAGUUGCAACACUAUCCGAGUGUUUAUAAAACUGCCAUAAUCAUAAGAAUUUUUAAGCUCCUUUCACAUUGGCGCGGAGCAAAAGCAAAACGUCUUGACAUGUGUAAAAAGACUUUGAAAUAUCAAUUUUAUCAGGAUUUUUUCAACUUAGUUUGUGCUUUUGACUUUCUAGUAGACGUUCUUUGUUAGGCGUGGCUAUAUGUCUUUAAAUUUACAUGACACUAUUUCUAACUUGAGAUACUCGUAUUGUUUAUGAUAGGGUUGUUAAAUGAUGUUAGUAUUUAGUGAUGCUGCGACUUCGACUCUGCACCCAUGUGAAUGGAGCCUUAUUCUUUCAUCAGCUAAAAGUUGAGUUUAUUUAACCAUAGGUACAUACCUACUAUAACGAUGAUUAAAAUGGUAAGCAGAAGCUAGAUAGAAUAGUUACGUGUUACUUAUAGUUAAAAUUAAUGAAUAGAAACUGCCUAUCCUAUAUGCAGUUUUAUUUGUAGGCAAACUGAGUUGGAUUGCAUUUUUGCAGUUCUAUACCUUGAAUAUUGACAAUAAUAUAGAGGUUAAGCUAUUAAGGUUUUGAAGUAUUCUCAGAAAGAACCGAAUUCGACUUAUUUACACGUAGUUUAUACAGGUUUUUGUUCCAGUAAGAUAAUCUAGGAAUGUUUUAUUGCUCAUGUGAAGUACAGUUCCAUAAUACAGAUCCCGUUACAUAAGAUAUUACGCCUAUAUUUGGUAGGCGGUUACUUUAACGGCCCAAAUUAUAUCGUUGUUUGUAUACGAAAGUUUACCGAACAUUGACAUUUUUUGUUAUUUUUUUAUAGUAGGUAAACAAUGAACCACGCACAUGGCCCAAAUGAAGUUAAGUGAAAAUCCAUAUAAACUAUUAUAACAAAGCGGCAAAGUUCGUGGUAUAGUACGGAGUAAUUUCUGGAUCUACAGAACCGAUUUUCUAAAUUCAUUUAAUACUUUGUUGUUUGUACACGUUAUUUGUGAGUUUCACAGGCUAUGUUUUCAUCCUCGUAUUCUCACGGGAACGGGGACUAUGCGGGUGAAACAGCGGAGCGUUGGCUAGUCGCCAAUAAACAGAGCGACAUUUCGCAAGGUAUGCAAUUAGCACGUCUUAUAAAGAGCUACUAUGUGUAUCAUUGAAACGAAGUUGUUAAUCCUUAAAUGCCUGUAAUAACAUUGGCAACAAUGCCUUUCAGACCGAAAAACUGCUACUUUGCUACUUUGCGGCAGAAAUAGCAUGGCGGUAUACAUCCUCGAAGCUCUGUCAUAAAAAGCUCUAUUAUUAGAAUAAGUACUAUUUUCCAUACAUAAAGUAGAGCCACGCUAGCCCAUUAGAUAUGACCUCUGCCUUUGAUUCGGAAGGCAUAGGAUCUAAUCCGGCCGGGGCAUGCACCUCCAACUUUUCAGUUUUGUGCUUUUUAGAAAUUAAAUAUCAUGUGCCUCAAACGGUAAAGGAAAAACGUCGGGAGGAAACCUGCUUUACCUGAGAAUUUUCUUAAUUCUCAACGUGUUUGAAGUCAUCCAAUCUGCAUCGGGCCAGCGUGAUGGACUAUUAUCUUAAUGUAAAUGAUGAUACCUAUGGUAGAGUUGACAUUGUUCGCAAUUUAUAUUUAAAUUUGUUUAAUUUGUUAUUGAAAAUCUACUAUUAUUUCAUAUAAUCAAUAUUUAUUUGUAAAUUGAUAAAAUUAGUAAAGGAUACUGACUGCAAAACGCACAGUUAUUUAAGUAUUAGUCAUGCUGUAAACUAAUUAAGAUGCUUGUUAAUUGAUGUUAACGCAUCUAGCAAGAAGAGUUAAUAAUAAAAAAAAAAAUAAAAAGAUCGCAUUUCCGUCCUAGCAGAAAACCAUGCGGAUAACAAUAAAAGCAUUUUACAUUCCCUUAUCUAAUCAAGUAUCGUAGUUCAACGAAAUGGUUAUUAGACACGAAAGGCAAUUUUUCUGUGCUCUUCAAAAGGUAAGAAACGUAUUUCGUAUCCAAGAACAAGUAAUCACGUAUCGAAAAUUUUGAAGCUUCUUCUGCUAAAACUGAGAGUUUUUAUAAUAACUAAAUAAGCAAGCCUGAGGAAAAUAAAUCGGUUAAUUUCUCUGAUCUCUACACCAGUCUUAGAUAACUUGUACCAUUUUACAUGACUUUAAGUUUUAUUGUUAACUCUUCAUGUUAGUUUGUCUUCCUACACAAAGUUGUACUGUAAUAAAUCCGUUAGUAACGUUA
Bicyclus anynana (squinting bush brown) is the source of this 5394-nucleotide messenger RNA. RefSeq names its product beta-galactoside alpha-2,6-sialyltransferase 2 (gene SiaT). The record is from RefSeq and is a predicted model, not a curated record. NCBI's taxonomy places the organism in Eukaryota, Metazoa, Arthropoda, Insecta, Lepidoptera, Nymphalidae. Bases 39 to 1412 code for a protein of 457 amino acids. The transcript has 5 exons. Gene Ontology annotation, molecular function: sialyltransferase activity.